Ipomoea nil (Japanese morning glory) is the source of this 1890-nucleotide messenger RNA. RefSeq lists its product as uncharacterized. NCBI's taxonomy places the organism in Eukaryota, Viridiplantae, Streptophyta, Magnoliopsida, Solanales, Convolvulaceae. The record is from RefSeq and is a predicted model, not a curated record. The transcript is spliced from 6 exons. Bases 1 to 1890 code for a protein of 629 amino acids.
AUGAAGCCAAAUUUUACCACCUUGCCAAAUGAUUCAAAAGAAGGCAGGUUUACUUCUAAAUCUCACAUUAAUGCUGUCUUGAAUUGUUCAAAUGUGUGGAUCUUGGACUCAGGAGCAACUGAUCACAUCACAUACUCUUUAGAAUAUCUUGAGAAGUACCACAAAACUCAUGGAGAAAAUGUGCAGGUCACACACAUAGGGGAAGUCAAAUUAUUCCCUAAUUUGAUGUUGAAGAAUGUUCUAUGCAUACCUUCUUUUACUUUCAACAUAAUAUCUGCCACUAAGUUGACAAAACAAAAUGACUGCACUCUUGUUAUGAAGGCUGAUAUUUGUGAUAUCAAGGGGCCACAUGGGAUAGUGGAUGGUUUUGCUAGGGUUAAAGGAGGACUCUAUCUACUUGAUCACCCUCCUGCCAAGAGAAGACAGGAUGUUUCCUUUUAUGAGGAUAUCUAUCCUUUCAAAGAAAGAAUGUCAGAAAAUUUUCACAUCCAGAGGCUCAAUCCAACCUUACCUCUGGUCCCUAUUGAUGCAGAUAUUGUUCCAGUCACACAUACAACAGAUCACAAUCAUGCUGAAACACCAAAUCCUGAGCACGAUCCCAUCUAUGAUGACAAUUUGCCAAAUGUUGAGUCCAGAAGUGGAACCGAUCCAAUGAAUAAUACAGAUAGGUCCACAACAGACCAUGACACCAAUUGUGGGGAAGGGACAGAAACUAAUACACAUAGGAGAACCUCCCCACACUCUUUAGAUAAUGUUAUAUCCUAUGAUUCUCUGCCUCUUAGCCACAAGAUUUGUGCAUCAUCUAUUUUAACUGCACAUGAACCAUAUUCCUAUAAUGAGGCUGUUAAAUCUGAAUUAGGGAGAAAAGCUAUGGUGACUGAAAUAGAGGCUUUGGUUGCCAACAACACUUCGAUAUUGACAGAUUUUCCUGUUGGUAAGACUCCUAUUGGAUACUAUACUGAAACUUUCUCACCUGUUGCAAGAAUGGCUACAAUCAGAAUUUUUCUAGCUGUGGCCAUUGCAAGGGGAUGGGACAUUCAACAGUUGGAUAUAAACAAUGCCAGUAGACAGUGGAAUGCAAAGUUGACAAAAGCUUUGCUAGAAAAUGGUUAUCAUCAGUCCACAGCUGAUCCCUCCCUAUUCACAAAGACCUCAGGAAGUUCCUUUACUGCUCUUCUCAUUUAUGUUGAUGAUAUCUUGGUGACUAGGACUGAUUCAUCACAGCUCAGCCAAUUUGUUGAUAAGCCCACCACUGCUCACCUUACUGCUGCACACAGGGUGCUUAGGUUCCUCAAAGAUUCACCAGGAAAAGGAAUGUUUUACCAGAAGGGAUCUCAGUUCGAACUGCAAGGGUUUUCAUAUUCUGAUUGGGCAAAUUGUCCAGAAUCUAGGAAAUUCAUCACCGGAUAUUGUAUCUACCUUGGAAGCAACCUGAUUUCAUGGAAAACCAAAAAGCAAGCAACUGUUUCAAGGUCCUCCUCAGAAGCUGAAUAUAGAGCCUUAGCCUCAACUGUCUGUGAGAUCCAAUGGCUUCAUUAUCUCCUAGCUAAUUUGCAGGUUCCUCUUGAUGUUCCUACAUCUUUGUUCUGUGACAAUCACUCAGCCAUUGCCAUUGGGGAAAACCAUGUUUUCCAUGAACGUACAAAGCAUAUAGAAAUAGAUUGUCACAUUGUCAAACAAAAGGUUAAUGAAGGGUUGAUUAAGCUUCCACCAAUUCCUUCUCAGAAGCAAAUAGCUGAUGGUUUUACCAAACCCUUGCCAACUCCAGCCUUCAAUACUUUCCAACUUAAGCUUGGCCUUCAAGAUGUUCAUGCUCCAAGCUUACGGGGGGUUGAUGAAGGAUACAAAGCAAAACAACUGAAGAUGAAGGAUGCAAAGCAACUGAAAUAA